AUGUCUUCACUUCUCCUUUUAUCACCCAUACUCGAGGAUCGCAUUCCGAGCCUCAGUUCGCAUUUUGAAAUCAAAAACCCCCGCGUCGAUGCAAACGGUGCAAUGCACGCUUCUCUCGAGCCAUCUACACAUUCGGGCUUAAUCCGCACGGCGACUGCGGUUGCUCAGUGA
Messenger RNA from Fomitiporia mediterranea MF3/22, 171 nucleotides. RefSeq lists its product as uncharacterized. The record is from RefSeq and is a predicted model, not a curated record. Lineage: Eukaryota; Fungi; Basidiomycota; Agaricomycetes; Hymenochaetales; Hymenochaetaceae. The coding region runs from base 1 to 171 and encodes 56 amino acids. The transcript has 2 exons.